This is a messenger RNA of Strongylus vulgaris, 228 nucleotides long. The record is from the annotation of a GenBank genome assembly. NCBI's taxonomy places the organism in Eukaryota, Metazoa, Nematoda, Chromadorea, Rhabditida, Strongylidae.
AUGAUGUCCCACACCUGCCUGCGAACAGAGUACAACCCAUCUCAGUCAACCUCGAACUUCGCUAGUGCUAUUGCGCAAGUGAUUGUUCCGAGCGACAAGCGCUUUGGGGUCCUUGGGGGCAUAACAAAUGUUUUGCGCGAUUUUGAGUUGAUCCCCGGAGGAUUGCGAGCUGCAGCAGCUAAUUUCGUGCCAUUGCAUCAAAGCAGUGCUCUUCGCUUUUCUCCUUGA